Messenger RNA from Lachancea thermotolerans CBS 6340, 663 nucleotides. RefSeq names its product mediator complex subunit MED7 (gene MED7). The coding region runs from base 1 to 663 and encodes 220 amino acids. The record is from RefSeq and is a predicted model, not a curated record. Gene Ontology annotation, molecular function: transcription coregulator activity. Lineage: Eukaryota; Fungi; Ascomycota; Saccharomycetes; Saccharomycetales; Saccharomycetaceae. Gene Ontology annotation, biological process: regulation of transcription by RNA polymerase II. The transcript has a single exon. Gene Ontology annotation, cellular component: core mediator complex; mediator complex.
AUGUCGGUUGGCGGGGCUAAUGAAAUCGCUGCACUGUACCCACCGCCACCUCCGUAUAUAAAGUACUUCACAGAUGAGAACUUGACCAAGCUCGAAGCUCAGAGGAAGUCAGGGGAAGCUAGCGAGGCCGAUGAAGACCUGGAGUUUUUGAUACCACCCCCGGUGCCCGCGGAGGGCCAUUACCGAGCGUUUGGAAGCGUCUGGCAUGUAAAAGACGAACUGCCCGACCUCAGCUCCAUGGGAAUGACGCAGCUGUAUCAAGGCAGUGCGGACGGCACGGCGUCUAGCUACCAAUCCAAAAUUCAGGAGCUGCACAAGCUGCUGCGGUCCCUGCUGCUGAACUUCCUGGAGCUAACUGGCAUCCUCAGCAUUAAUCCCGAGCGCUUCGCGGAAAAAGUCGAACACAUUCAGACCAUACUCGUGAACUUUCACCAUUUGCUGAAUGAGUACCGCCCACACCAGUCGCGGGAGUCGCUCAUCAUGCUUCUCGAGGCGCAACUCGAGCACAAGCGCAGUGAGAUCCAGCACAUUGAGCAGGUUUGCAGUGACGUGCGCGCCAAGCUUCGCCGCCUUGUCGACGGUGACGGCCCAAAGAAUGAGGAUGCUCCUAGCGAGCCGGAGCCGCAAAGUCACGUGCAAAAAGAGGCGGAAUCUCUCACGUGA